This is a messenger RNA of Phytophthora nicotianae INRA-310, 1490 nucleotides long. RefSeq lists its product as hypothetical. Lineage: Eukaryota; Oomycota; Peronosporomycetes; Peronosporales; Peronosporaceae. The coding region runs from base 141 to 1490 and encodes 449 amino acids. The record is from RefSeq and is a predicted model, not a curated record. The transcript is spliced from 2 exons.
GGAGCCGCCGCCGGCACGUCCCCGUCCGGCACUUUCGAAUUUGACGUCGUAAUCGACUCGGACAAGCUCGAUCUGCUUUCAGUCUCAGCAGUGCCCACUUUUCAUCGGUUGUAUCUACUGCAGCUACUCCGACGGAAAGUAUGAAGACGUUCGCCGCGCUCGUGUGCGCCGCCGUGGCCGUGUCGGCCGCUUCGGCGCUUGAGGACCUGCCGGUGUCGCUGUGCCGCGACGCCACCUACAACUCGCCCGCCUCGCGCGGUGCCAUGUGCUCCGGUGCCGGUGCGGCGCCGGCCGGCACGGCUUGCCCGCUCAAGGGCGAUGUGGCUAUCGCAGACUGCUACGACUACCUGCCGUCAUGGAACGGUAGCACCUGCGUGGCGCCUGAAGACGCCGAGUGCACCAUUGUUAACGGGGAUACCUGGGGAUGCGUGCUCCCGUCCGUCGGCUGCGGCACAGCCACCACUCCGUGCCCGGUGACGGCUCUGCCGGAUACGCCGUGCCCGGUGACUUCACUACCGGACACUCCAUGCCCUGUGACGGCGCUACCGGAUACGCCGUGCCCGGUGACUUCGUUGCCGGACACCCCGUGUCCCGUGACGUCUCUGCCUGAUACACCGUGCCCGGUCACCUCGCUGCCUGACACCCCGUGCCCGAUCACCUCGCUACCUGACACCCCGUGCCCGGUCACCUCGCUGCCUGACACCCCGUGCCCGGUCACCUCGCUGCCUGACACCCCGUGCCCGGUCACCUCGCUGCCCGACACUCCGUGCCCAGUGACCUCUCUGCCGGACACGCCGUGCCCAGUGACGUCGUUGCCUGACACCCCAUGCCCGGUAACCUCGAAGCCGGACACGGAGACUACUCCAUGCCCUGUUACCUCGAAGCCGGACACGGAGACUACCCCGUGCCCUGUAACUUCAAAGCCGGACACGACCGUGACUCCUUGCCCUGUGACAUCGCUACCGGACACCGAUGCGCCGACGUCGACACCGUGCCCGGUGACUUCGCUGCCGGAGACGACGGCUCCGACUCCUGCUGCGACUACGCCUUGCCCUAUCUACAUCGCCAACGGAUGCCACCCGUAUCCAGCAGUCGAUGAGGACGGCAACACCAGUGGCGGCUUGAAGCCGACGGGCAGUCAGAGUUCAGGCUGCACUGGUUCCAGUCUUGGUAGUCAAAUCUACGGGCGUGCUGUCGAGUACGAAGGCGUGUACGGCUUCAUGUACUCGUGGUACAUGCCAAAGGACGAAACUCUACCUGGUCUCGGUCACCGUCACGACUGGGAGGCGUGCGUUGUCUGGAUCGACUCGUUAGAUGAUUCUACCAUUGUCGCGCUCUCGGCGUCCUACCAUUAUUAUGCGUAUUAUGCGUAUGGUAUGCAACACAUGCUAGCGACGUUGAAGUUUGAUUUUAUAACUUCAAAAGAAAUGUUACGGCAUAAACUUCGAAGUACUAAACCUUGUGUAUUUCAAGUUGAGCUGAAUGUGUGA